Kalmanozyma brasiliensis GHG001 is the source of this 1359-nucleotide messenger RNA. RefSeq names its product Taurine catabolism dioxygenase TauD/TfdA. NCBI's taxonomy places the organism in Eukaryota, Fungi, Basidiomycota, Ustilaginomycetes, Ustilaginales. Bases 1 to 1359 code for a protein of 452 amino acids. The transcript has a single exon. The record is from RefSeq and is a predicted model, not a curated record. Gene Ontology annotation, molecular function: oxidoreductase activity.
AUGGCACCCGUCGCUGUGACCAACGAUUCCACUCUGGUGCCGACCGCGAAGCAAGUCGCCUCGUCGUCGGCUGUGGAGGCUGCAGGAGACACCGCCUUUGUCGAAGCCUCGCACCCCUACCAACGUCGACUCAAGCUGACCGAGAGCAACCCCAACGAGCCCGAGGUCACGUUCCCGCUCAUCCUUAAGCCAACCCACGCCUCCGACCUGACCACCUCGCAGCUGGUCGAAGCCGUCAAGCCGCUGGCUCCCACGCCCUCCUCCAGCUACACGCUCUCCCCGCUGCAGCAGCUGAUGGACGCCCAUGGCGGCGCAGUCCACUUCAAGUCCCUUCCCAUCCGCACCGCCGACGACUUUAGCCGCUUCAUGCAUGCCCUCGCUGGCAACGCGUCUUCCCCCAACACCUGGCAGUAUCACGUGGAUAAAGGCCUCAUGGUCAUCCGGCACGCGAUGGCGCCCAAUGUAGCCACCGCCAACGAGGGCCCACCGCAUCAAUCCAUUGGCUCGCACAACGAGUACGGUCUCUCGACACACUAUCCCUCGGUCAUUGCCUUCUGCUGCCUCUCCCCACCCGACACCGGGGGUCAGACGCCGAUCGUGAACAGCAUCGCGCUGUACGACCGGCUGAAGGCGACCGUGCCGACGUAUGUGGAGAAGAUCCAAAGGCGCGGUUUGACGUUUGUCAUCCACCACCCCGUCGCCAAGGUCAAGGAUAGUGUUCAGGGUAAUAGUUUGUAUAACGCCGACUCGUUCGGACCGACACCCGACGAGAAGGUGGAUCUGGACAGCUUGAGCGAGGAGCAAAAGCGGGCGUUGGUGGAAGAACACAUCCUCGAUCUGGCGCGCGAAGGUGGGUGGGGCAGUCCCGAUGAUGGACAGCAAGGCGGCAAGCUGGGUGCGUGGCACGAACGAGGUUUCUCAUGGACCUGGCUCCCCGAUGGAUCCAUCAACGUCUUUCAGCGUGUUCCCGGCAUUCGCAUCCAUCCAACGCUGGGUAAGCCUGCCUACUUCAACAAUGUCGGCAACCGAUACUCGUAUUCUAAGGAGCAUGGGUGUUUGCAGCCCCCACACUACUCGGAGGUCAAAAAGGAUUUCUUCCCCCCACCGUCGUUCCCACUGCCACUGGAGGAUGAGAGUGGGGCGGAGGACGAGCCGAUCCCGCUGGACGAGAUGGAGGAGGCGCUGCGCUGGACCGAGAAGCUCCAGGCUCAUGUCGAGUGGGAGUUGGGAGAUGUGCUGGUGAUUGACAAUCUCGCUGUUCAGCAUGCAAGGACACCGUGGACGGGACCGAGGAAGCUCGUGGCCAGUCUUUGGGAUCAGCCUUCGUACCUCGCAAAGCACGCGCCCGUCCGAACUUGA